Molecule: messenger RNA, 1275 nt
Organism: Diaporthe citri
Lineage: Eukaryota; Fungi; Ascomycota; Sordariomycetes; Diaporthales; Diaporthaceae
Exons: 4
Coding region: 1-1275 (424 amino acids)
Molecular function (GO): oxidoreductase activity, acting on CH-OH group of donors; flavin adenine dinucleotide binding
Source: RefSeq, a predicted model, not a curated record
AUGCCUCCAGGCACCACACCUCACUACGUCUUCAUUUAUUUUGUCUUAGAGGAUGACUUCAUUUCCGCCGUGGGCAAGCUGGGCUGGCCAGAGCUUCCAGACAACAACAUCCUCGACUCCAUCAACGGACCAAUGCGUGCCCAACGCUACGUCGGCCCUGACGGAAAGCGCCAGGACACCGCCCACGCGUACAUCCAUCCCAAGCUUGGGAGUGGAGAAUUCCCAAAUCUCCACGUCCUCGUCGAGACGGACGUGGAGCGUGUUAUAGUUGACGAUAACAAGAAGGCUGUGAGUAUGGUCUUCCGACCGAGCGCUGACUUUCAGCCCGACUCCAAACAAGAGACUAGGACCGUCAACGCAAGGAAGCAGGCAGUCCUCUCCGCAGGUGCUCUUGGGACACCUCAAAUCCUAGAGAGGUCUGGUGUUGGCAAUUCCGAGGUUCUCUCACGCGCCGGAGUCCCGCUUGUCGCCUCUGUGCCGGGAGUGGGUGAGAAGUAUUUAGACCAUCAUAUCAUGCUCUAUCCAUAUAAAACCAGUGUCGGCCCAGACCAGACAAUGGAUGGGAUCCUCACAGGCCGUGUCAACGUCGCCGAGUUGAUUCCCAAGAACGACCCUCUCCUGAGCUGGAAUGGGGUUGACGUUCAGUGCAAGCUUCGACCAUCUGAUGCUGACAUCGCAAGCCUGGGAACUCAGUUCCAGGCAGCAUGGGACAAAGACUUCAAAAACAACCCCGAUAAGCCUCUCAUGAUUAUGUCUAUUGUCAGCUGCUUCCCAGGAGAUCCAUCUGGCGUUCCAGCAGGACAAUACAUGGGUAUUGCUACCUUUAGCACUCAUCCAUUCUCCCGAGGCCGUGUUCACAUUACGGGUCCGAACUUCAAUGACCCCGCGAAAAUUCGCCGCAUGGACAACUUCGCCGGUGAAAUCGCCGCUGGCCACCCGGAAUUCCCGAAUGGUUCGAAGGCCGCCAUUAUCGACGCCCAGCCUACCUCUGGAGCCCCCCCCCCCCACGAUAUUGAAUACACGCCAGAGGACGACCCGGCUAUCAACAAAUUCCUCAAGGAGCGUAUCUCGACGACGUGGCACUCAAUGGGCACGUGCAAGAUGGCCUCUUUCGACGACGGCGGUGUGGUAGAUCCCGACCUGAACGUCUACGGAGUGAAGGGCCUGAAGAUCGCCGAUCUGAGUAUACCACCCAGCAACGUGGGCUCUAACACGUGCAGUGUGGCCAUGGCCAUUGGGGAAAAGGCCGCAGAUAUUAUCAUUCGAGAGCUUUAG